AUGUUAAUGAUAAUUUUAAUUUUUUUAUUUUUAUUUAAAUAUUCAUUGGAGAGUAAAGAAGCUAAUAAUUUAUUUGAAAAUAAUAUUUAUGAAUUGAAACUGUUAAUGAUCGAAAAGUUCGUUACUGGCCAGGAAAUUGGGGUGAUGGAGGAGGAGAUGGAGCGGGAGGUGGAUGGGGAAGAAGAUACAAUUGGGGAAGACAAUAUGGUUCGGGAGGAAGAUACAAUUGGGGAUAAUUGA
Molecule: messenger RNA, 240 nt
Organism: Meloidogyne enterolobii
Lineage: Eukaryota; Metazoa; Nematoda; Chromadorea; Rhabditida; Meloidogynidae
Source: the annotation of a GenBank genome assembly